This is a messenger RNA of Photinus pyralis (common eastern firefly), 1695 nucleotides long. Its product is annotated as sodium-coupled monocarboxylate transporter 1-like. The transcript has 8 exons. NCBI's taxonomy places the organism in Eukaryota, Metazoa, Arthropoda, Insecta, Coleoptera, Lampyridae. Gene Ontology annotation, molecular function: symporter activity. Gene Ontology annotation, biological process: transmembrane transport; sodium ion transport. The record is from RefSeq and is a predicted model, not a curated record. The coding region runs from base 1 to 1695 and encodes 564 amino acids. Gene Ontology annotation, cellular component: membrane.
AUGGCGUUUGGCUUAAUUGACCAAGUUAUAUUUUAUGGUACAAUUUCUAUUAGUUUAGCUAUCGGGGCGUAUUUUGGAUUUUACAAGAAACCUCAGUCUGCUGAUGACUAUCUCCUGGGUGAUCGAAAGAUGAAGGUAAUCCCGGUUGCGCUCUCAGCGGCUGUCAGUCAUGUUUCAGGGGCGUUAUUGUUAGGCCAGAGCGCCGAUGUUUACGUGUACGGUGUAAAUGCGACUUGGAAUAUACUGGCAUGCUUACUAAGUAGCGUUAUUAGUGUCUUCCUCUUCGUGCCGGUGGUAACCAAGCUAAAUAUUUCGAACUCUUUCGAGUACUUAGAGUUGCGAUUCGAUAGAAGGAUUAAGAUCAUGGCAUCCUGCGUUUAUACAAUGUACCUUUUGCUGUACAAUCCAGUUGUGGCGUACGUUCCAGCAAUUACUUAUUCGCAAGUCACUGGUGUAAAUCCACAAAUCGUGGCUCCCAUUUUGUGCGUAAUCUGUGUAUUUUACACUACCGUCGGAGGAUUUAAAGCGGUGGUAUGGACGGACGUAUUUCAGUUUCUUGGAAUAAUGACGGGCAUUUUUAUGGUGAUUGUGCUCGGAGUAACGUCUGUAGGUUUUGAUGUGAUUGUAGAUAGGGCGGCGCAUGGUCAUCGGUUAGACCUUAAUUUCAGCUUCAAUCCUACGUUGAGAGAUGGAUUUUGGCAUAUUAUCAUUGGGGGUACGACCACUUGGAUAUUCAGCCUAAGUUUUCAUCCAGUAACUGUGCAAAGAUAUUUAUCGCUCUCUAGGUUUUCCAGCGUUCAAAGAGUAAUGGCUAUCCAAGCUUGUGUAAUAGGACUAUUAAUUUUCAUUUGUUCCGUUGUUGGACUUAUUAUGUAUGCCACAUAUAACACCUGCGAUCCUAUUACGACAGGUGAGGUGUCACGUGCUGAUCAACUUCUACCGUAUUUCGUGAUGGAUGUUGGCCGAGGCAUUCCUGCACUCUCCGGUGUUUUUCUUGCUGGAAUCUUUAGCGCUUCCUUAAGUACUCUCUCAUCAUCGUUCAAUACGAUGGCGGCAAUAAUAUAUGGAGACAUGUUAGCGCCGUUCCUAUCCAGAAAUUUCUUGCAUGGUAAAGAAACUUGGAUUUUAAAACUGAUUGUAGUUAUAUUGGGGGCAGUUACCACAUGUUUUACCGUACUUAUAGAGCGAAUGGGAGGUGUAUUCCCACUUGUUAUUGCCCUUUUAGGUCUCGUGUACGGAAUACUUGGUGGAAUAUUUUUGCUUGGAGUACUAUUUCCUAAGGCCAAUUCACUGGGCGCUUUACUAGGCACAAUUACAAGUACUUUCGCUAUUGGUACAAUUGCAGUAUUGAAUCAUUGGUACAGUUUGCAAGGGGCAAAUGAAAAGUUCAUUAAACCAAUUUCAGUGGAAGGUUGCUUGGUUCCUACAAAUGUGACGUUGGUUAGAAAACAUUUAGAGCAUGAACCGUUUGUACUCUUUCGCAUCUCUUUCUGGUACAACUCGGUAAUGGCUGUGUUGGUGGUGAUCAUUGUUGGUCUUCUUGUAAGUUGUGUUACAAAGCAAAGUACUGUUGAUCCAUCCCUGUUAAGUCCAAUAAGUCGGACGGACUGCAGCAAAAGAAACUGUAGACAAAAAUACGUUGCUGGACUAUCGCAGAGUGAUCAAACCGUUUACAACUUCCAACGAGAUGUGUAG